This is a messenger RNA of Zalophus californianus (California sea lion), 4425 nucleotides long. RefSeq names its product mutL homolog 1 (gene MLH1). Gene Ontology annotation, molecular function: ATP hydrolysis activity; mismatched DNA binding; ATP binding. Lineage: Eukaryota; Metazoa; Chordata; Mammalia; Carnivora; Otariidae. Gene Ontology annotation, biological process: mismatch repair. The record is from RefSeq and is a predicted model, not a curated record. The transcript has 21 exons. Gene Ontology annotation, cellular component: MutLalpha complex. Bases 35 to 2305 code for a protein of 756 amino acids.
CUCUCGACGUGGCUUAGGCUCCUCUGGCGCGAAAAUGUCGCUCGUAGCGGGGGUUAUUCGGCGGUUGGACGAGACAGUGGUGAACCGCAUCGCGGCAGGGGAAGUUAUCCAGCGGCCGGCUAAUGCCAUCAAGGAGAUGAUUGAGAACUGUUUAGAUGCAAAAUCCACCAGUAUCCAAGUGGUUGUUAAAGAGGGAGGCCUCAAGUUGAUUCAGAUCCAAGACAAUGGCACCGGGAUCAGGAAAGAAGAUCUGGAUAUUGUGUGUGAGAGGUUCACUACAAGUAAACUGCAGUCCUUUGAGGAUUUAGCUCGUAUUUCUACCUAUGGCUUUCGGGGUGAGGCUUUGGCCAGCAUCAGCCACGUGGCUCAUGUUACUAUUACAACCAAAACAGCUGAUGCAAAGUGUGCAUACAGAGCAAAUUAUUCAGAUGGAAAGCUGAAAGCUCCUCCUAAACCCUGUGCAGGCAAUCAGGGGACCCAGAUCACGGUGGAGGACCUUUUUUACAACAUAUCCACGAGGAGGAAAGCUUUAAAAAAUCCAAGUGAAGAGUAUGGGAAAAUUUUGGAAGUUGUUGGCAGGUAUUCAAUACACAAUUCAGGCAUUAGUUUCUCGGUUAAAAAACAAGGUGAGACUGUAGCUGACGUUAGGACACUGCCUAAUGCCACAACGGUGGAUAAUAUUCGCUCCAUCUUUGGAAAUGCUGUUAGCAGAGAACUGAUAGAAGUUGGGUGUGAGGAUAAAACCCUAGCCUUCAAAAUGAAUGGCUACAUAUCCAAUGCAAAUUACUCAGUGAAGAAGUGCAUCUUCUUACUCUUCAUCAACCAUCGUCUGGUAGAGUCAGCUUCCUUAAGAAAAGCCAUUGAAACAGUGUAUGCUGCAUAUUUGCCCAAAAACACACACCCAUUCCUGUACCUCAGCUUAGAGAUCAGCCCCCAGAACGUGGAUGUCAAUGUGCACCCCACAAAGCACGAAGUUCACUUCCUGCAUGAGGACAGCAUCCUGGAGCGGGUGCAGCAGCACAUUGAGAGCAAGCUCCUAGGCUCCAACUCCUCCAGGAUGUACUUCACCCAGACUUUACUACCAGGUCUUGCUGGCCCCUCUGGGGAGGUGGUUAAAUCCACAAUGGGUGUGACCCCCUCAUCUACUUCUGGAAGUGGCGACAAGGUCUAUGCCCACCAGAUGGUCCGCACAGAUUCACGGGAACAGAAGCUCGAUGCCUUUCUACAGCCCGGGAGCAAGGCCGUGUCCAUUCAGCCUCAGGACGUUGUCCUAGAAGACAGGACCGAUGCUUCCAGUGGCAGGGCUGGGCAGCAAGAUGAGGAAAUGCUUGAACUCCCAGAGCCUGCUCAAGUGGCUGCCAGAAAUCAGGGCACGGAGGGAGAUGCAACAGAGGGGACUUCAGAAACGGCAGAGAAGAGAGGGCCCCCUUCCAGCCCGGGCAACCCCAGAAAGAGGCCUCGGGAAAGCUCUGAUGUGGAAAUGGUGGAAGAUGAUUCCCGAAAGGAAAUGACAGCAGCAUGUACCCCUCGGCGGAGGGUCAUCAACCUCACCAGCGUGCUGAGCCUCCAGGAGGAAAUCAGUGAGCGGGGACAUGAGAAAUCGUCUUGUGCGGGAGGCAGGGCAGCUGCUGUUACCUGUUUUGAAGCACUCCGGGAGAUGCUGCAUAACCACUCCUUUGUAGGCUGCGUGAAUCCACAGUGGGCCUUGGUGCAGCAUCAGACCAAGUUGUACCUUCUCAACACCACCAAACUGAGUGAAGAACUGUUCUACCAGAUACUCAUUUACGAUUUUGCCAAUUUCGGUGUUCUGAGGCUGUCGGAGCCAGCGCCGCUGUUUGACCUGGCCAUGCUUGCCUUGGAUAGUCCUGAGAGUGGCUGGACGGAGGAAGAUGGUCCCAAAGAAGGACUUGCCGAGUACAUUGUUGAGUUUCUGAGGAAGAAGGCUGAGAUGCUCGCAGACUAUUUCUCUUUGGAAAUCGAUGAGGAAGGGAACCUGACUGGAUUACCCCUGCUCAUCGACAGCUAUGUGCCCCCUUUGGAGGGUCUGCCUAUCUUCAUCCUUCGACUCGCCACGGAGGUGAACUGGGAUGAAGAGAAGGAAUGUUUUGAAAGCCUUAGUAAAGAAUGUGCUAUGUUUUACUCCAUUCGGAAGCAGUAUAUAUCUGAGGAGUCAACCCUCUCGGGCCAGCAGGGCUGUAGGAUCCCUGAGAGGCUGACCAGAGAGGAUGUUUCACCAGCAGCAGAGCGAAGUGUCAGGCUCCUCUGCAAACCCCUGGAAGUGGACUGUGGAACACAUUGUUUAUAAAGCCUUCCGCUCCCACCUUCUGCCUCCUAAACAUUUCACAGAAGAUGGAAAUAUCCUACAGCUUGCUAACCUGCCUGAUUUGUACAAAGUCUUCGAGAGGUGCUGACCACGAUCACUUGCGGACUCUGGGCUGUGUGGUUCUUGCACUGCAUCCUGACGAGGAUAGGUCUUAGGGUUGAAGACUCCCGUUUGCCCUCUAACUAGUAGCACUCUUUCAUGCUUGGUGGAUUGACCAGAAAUAAAUUGUCGGAUGUGUCCUAACAUGAUUUCUUAUUUAAUUUCACUACACUUGAAAGGUUUUCUAGAUCCAUUUUCACCUACAGUAUACUUGAUUGUGUUGAAGAAUCCAAAAGCAGUUUGAAAGCCCUCUGGGCAUCUGAUAAGAAUUCUAAAAAGGCCUUGAAGAUUUUAUAGAUCUUGCUCUGGUUUGGUUCUUUGUGUACUCCAGUAAAUUUCUAAUAUCAGUUGAUAUGAAUUACAUUGGUUCACUUGCCUUGGAAAGAGGUCCCGAACGUGUAAGAGGCUCUGGUGACACUGAGUAUGGAGAAGGCUGAAAUGAUAAGCUGUUACUACCUUAUGUAACCAAAGCUAAUUAAUCUGUAAUGAAAGAAAAACUUUCAAGAGGACAGCAGUCCUGAUGGAGUUUGUAACUAGUGUGCUCUUUAAGCCCCCUUUGUUAAUGGAUCUGAAUCCUACCAGCUUACGUUCUAGUUAUUCUUGUCUGAAGAAUGACAUAAAAAUACACACUUAAGCUGUAGGUACCAUUACAAGAAGCUGCCUUAACACUAGCCUGCGUUAACAGAAAAGUGCAGUGAGCAUGGGGAGGACGAACGCCUUCAGUACAGAGGUAAAAUCAGAUCACAAGACUCAGUGAAGAACGUUCCAUGGGAAAGAACAGGGAACUCUACCGAGUGAAGACAGCCAUUCCCUUUGGAAGAGACUGGGACAACAGAAGAGACAAAUUUGUUGUACCACAAAAGGGGCAAAGUCAGGUUCAACCAUGUAGAACUUCCAAAAAGUCAACAACAGGGCGGCUCAGCAGUGGGGCUUGCUGAGCCCAGCGGGGUACAGGCUGAACAGAACUUUGCCCCCCUCUCCCUCUCUCGCAGCUCCUGCACAGGUGAUUGCACCCACUAUGACUAGAGAGAAUUUAUAGGAAAUCCCCUCCAUUCAGGACAGCGGUUUCCAUAUUUUAAAAAUAAAAUACAACUACAAAGCUCAUUGCUCUGAAGAAGGGGGUAAUUCGUAGAGAUUUUCACACUCAAGUUAGCUUUACCAUCUAGCUUCAAGUCUAAACUUUAUCUCAUGUGCCUUUAAUUCAUGAGACUUCCCCUUGCAUUUGUUCUGUAGAUAACAGCCACCAUCUCCAUAAAACCACCUUGGUUCUGAGGGCAAAAGAGAAUCAAAUCCUGCAGAGUAGCCACACUCGAUGAUAAAAGCCCCUUGAACUGGGUGCCUUUAAAGAUGAAACUGACUGAAGUUCUUAAAAAGCUGUACAUUCCAGAUCAUUCUUCUUGCGGAGGAGAGAAGAGGGGCAAGGUAACAGGGGUGUGUGUGGCUGCCUUGAGGUGUUUUAAAGUCUCCCCCAACAAAAAUGACUGUGUCAGCAGCCAGCCAUGGUCAGCAAGAGGGUGCGUUUAAUAGUCUUCAGGCCGACCUCCCCCUGCCUGUCCCCACCCCCACUGGGCUCGUCUGAGGGGUCACUCCACAGAUGAGCAGCAGAUGAGAUACUUUACAUGAGAUACAGCACAGCUGACAUUGAAGACGAAGGGCCCUACUCUUACUUUAAGAGUGUUAGGCUUUGGACAUUCCCGGCCACAUGCAAUAAAGCAAGUUUUAUAUACACUCCCCAUAUCUUUUUCUAACAUUUUCUUAUAUAAAUUUAAAUAUUUUACAAAAAAAGGCUUUUUCCUCCAAACAUAGAAAUUUGAGUGAAACAUAUAUUCCCCGCCUGUGAACUUGUUUCUUCACUAAAAUAUAAAUGCCAUCUGAUAUUAAGGGUAAGUGUCUUUUGACCGCUGGGGAUGACUGAAGGCUGAAUUGCACCAUGGAGAAGGCACUUGUGUUUUCCGAGGUCUCCAGCCGAGUUACCUCAUUGGGCACUCACAGAGUCGCUGUCC